AUGCUGCCCGCCACCUUCAAGCUCUGCGCUGCCACCUCCUACCGGCACCUGCGCAACGUGACCGGUCUACGGCGACAAGCGGCCGCGGCGCUCGGCCAGGAGCUGAGCAGACUGUCCCGCCGCGGCGCCGCUCCCGGCGCCUGGAUCCACCACGUUCGCCGGAGAAGCUCCUUGCUCGGCUCCAGGCUGGAGGAGAAGCCCUUCAGCGAGCUGGAAAUGUCGUAUAUCAAGCAAGGAGAAGAAGCCCUUCAGAAGUCGCUCAGCAUCCUCGGCGACCAGGACGGCUGGAAGACGGAGACGUCGGCGGAUAACGGGGACAAAGUGCUGAGCAAGGUGCUCCCGGACGUGGGGAAGGUUUUCCGCCUGGAGGUGGUGGUGGAGCAGCCCCUGGACGCGGUGUACAGCGAGCUGGUGGACAACAUGGAGCAGAUGGGGGACUGGAACCCCAACGUGCAGGAGGUCAAGAUUCUGCAGAAGAUUGGGAAAGACACCGUGAUCACCCACGAGAAAGCGGCCGCCGCCGCCGGGAACAUCGUGGGGCCGCGGGACUUCGUCAGCGUCCGCUGCUCCAAGAGACGCGGCUCAACCUGCGUCCUGGCCGGGAUGGCCACGACGUUCGGAGCGAUGCCCGAGCAGAAAGGAUUUAUAAGAGCUGAGAACGGCCCCAUGUGCAUGGUCCUGCGCCCAGUGUCCGGCAAUCCCUCCCAAACCAAGUUAACGUGGCUCCUCAGCAUUGACCUCAAGGGGUGGCUGCCCAAGACCAUCAUCAACCAGGUGCUGUCGCAGACUCAAGUGGACUUUGCCCAUCACCUCCGCGAGCGCCUGGCCCGGACGGUCGGGACCUGCUGA
Molecule: messenger RNA, 849 nt
Organism: Tinamus guttatus (white-throated tinamou)
Lineage: Eukaryota; Metazoa; Chordata; Aves; Tinamiformes; Tinamidae
Gene: STAR
Product: steroidogenic acute regulatory protein
Biological process (GO): regulation of steroid biosynthetic process; intracellular cholesterol transport; steroid biosynthetic process
Cellular component (GO): mitochondrion
Molecular function (GO): cholesterol transfer activity; cholesterol binding
Source: RefSeq, a predicted model, not a curated record